AUGCCACCUCUACGAGCACCUGCAGGUGCAAAGUCGCCGGCAGACGACUGGGACAUUGAGCUUCCCGACGUCAAAGAACUUGAUUCCUUUCGGACUGUGGUGAGAAAGCUCUCAAAGUACUUUGAGGAAGUCAUUGAGCUGCCCAGCACAUUUGAGCAAUUGCGGACAACGUCAUCUGGCAACUGUCUGCGCGUCUUGGUCGACCAUCUGGCCAAGAAUUGCGAGAACCAGGCGAUCGUCAACGCCCUCCUGGCCUUGAAAUGGCACUACGCUGUCGAUGUAGAAAACGAGCAGGGGCUCGGUCCGUCGCGGUCGAGCGCCUGCGAGAUUGUCGCAUGGAGGUUCCUGACACGUUUUCCAGAGCGUGUGGCCUUGGACUUCUGCCUGUAUGAGAUCCCAGAGGCCCAGCUCCCGAGCCAGAUGGGCCCACUGGCGGCCCAGACGUCGCAGGACCCCGAGGACAACGCAGAGCUAGCACCUUUGCUGUCACGCUUCUCGGCAAAGACCGAUCGGAGCAAUUCAGUAUCGGCCCCAACAGGGAGCAAAACCAAGCGAAGCGAACUGCUCUUCUCGCUGUCGAGGCUAACAGAAGGGAGCCAUGACUCCAGUUCAGCGGGCCCAGACGACGAGGAUCCGAGCGCUGCUUUUGAAGGGCUGAACGCGCUCGAGAUCGCCGCCGUGGCGGACGCGAAGCGGUUCCUGAGCCAGCACGUAGUACAGAAGAUUCUGACUGGCAUAUGGAACGGGCAAAUUGUGUACUGGGACGCCUUGUCACUCCACGCGAGGAAACAGCCUCGCUUCUAUCACCCCAACAGAGCCGACCCCUACGCGCGGCUGAGGGUGCCCAAGUACAUGAAGUGCUGGGAGGUUGUCUUCUUUGGCAUCUUCCUCUGCCUUUUCUACGCUGUGCUCAUCGUCCCGCCGAGAGAUCGGCUUACAGGAGUCGAGCUAGCCCUGUGGUUCUGGUUCGCUGCGUUCCUCUUUGACGAGCUGAGCGAAUGGGGCGAUGCGGGAAGCGUCAUAUACACGGCGGAUAUUUGGAACUUUUUUGACAUGAUUGUGAUUCUGAUUGGAGUUGUCUUUAUCAUCCUCCGGAUCGUCGGCCUCAGCCAGAACAGCCAGGAGCUCAGUGGCUGGGCUUUUGACAUACUCGCACUGGAGGCCCUGUUUCUUAUCCCGCGCAUCUGCUCCAUCUUGAGCUUGAGUCCGUAUUGGGGAACGCUGAUUCCGUGCUUGAAGGAGAUGGGCAAGGACUUUUGCAAGUUCAUGGUACUGCUUGCCAUCUUCUUCCUGGGCUUCUUGACCACAUUCUCCCUCAUUGGUCGCGGCAACUUUAGGCUCGGGAGCAUGUCGAUCAUCCUCACCCGAAUUUUCUUCGGAUCCAGCUACGUUGGUUUCGAUGUCAUGGACCAAAUCGAUCCCAUAUUUGGACCGCCGUUGAUGAUCAUCCUCGUCAUCUUCUCCAACAUCCUCUUGCUCAGCUCCUUGACUGGUAUCCUCUCCAACAGCUUUUCCCGCGUCAUCAACCAUGCUCGAGAGGAGUAUCUCUACGUCUACGCGGUGUACGUGCUGGAGGCAUCGACAAGCAACCGACUCAUCCACUUCUAUCCACCCUUUAAUUUUAUCGCCUGGAUCCUGUUCAGCCCGUGGUCUCUCGUGUUCCCAAACUCCCCCGGCAUACUCAAGGCCCGCAUUGCGGCAUUGAAGAUUUCUCAUCUGCCAAUUAUUGCCGUCAUCAAGGCGUACGAGUGCCUCCAACGUCGAGAGUCCCAGAUUUUCUUGGCUGGCUUCGAAAGUCCCGCUGAGCAGCCGCGCGAAACGCACCGCAGGCCGACGAUGCCCCAGAUUCGACCCUCUUCCGCCUACAAUCGGCCCACCAUGCCCCUCCUGAGCGCCAGCGCGUUCGGCAAGAUGGGCAAGCAAAAGUUGGAUGCGGCCGACGAGGAUGUCAAUGCGGACACGUCGUUGGCGGCGCAGAUUGCGGAGCUGAACAGCAAGAUCGACAAUAUCACAACCGCUCUCUUGGCCAUGCAGCAGAAUCAGUCUAUACGCACCGGAGCAGCGGCUGCCGAGGGCGGCACGACGGAAUCCUAG
Molecule: messenger RNA, 2094 nt
Organism: Emericellopsis cladophorae
Lineage: Eukaryota; Fungi; Ascomycota; Sordariomycetes; Hypocreales; Bionectriaceae
Product: Calcium channel-like protein
Exons: 3
Coding region: 1-2094 (697 amino acids)
Biological process (GO): monoatomic ion transport; transmembrane transport
Cellular component (GO): membrane
Molecular function (GO): monoatomic ion channel activity
Source: RefSeq, a predicted model, not a curated record